UCCUCCCCAGAAAAUGCAACGGGACGCACCCGAUGACGCGGUCGCCAUGUGGACAGCCUCGUAUCAUGGGCGGCGGGCUGGGCGCAAAGCCCCUCCCUCUGGCCCCGGCCAGACAGGUUGCUGUCAGCCGCGCCAAUAACUUGCCAUGUACACGGCAGUUAAAGGUUCCACGAAUGAUCAGCGGGCGGCAGGAGCCGAAGACGACGUCGUGAAUUGUGCAUAUAUUCGGCACAUCUGGGCCGGUUGUAACCAUGGCUAUUCCGCCAGGUCACGUCUGAUCACUCCCGUCUCAGCGGACAACAAUCGCCAAGAUGCGGUGGUCAACGCUCGUCCUGUCGCUUCUGCCCAUCGUCUCGGCUGCUCCCAAGGAGAAGACGCCGAAGACCUUCUCGCAGCGAGUGGUGUUCACGCCCCCCAGCAACUACACCAUCCCGCGCGUGCUCUACGCCCGCACCGCUCAGUUCAAAGAUGGCACCUUGCUAGCGACGUGGGAGAACUACAGCCCGGAACCACCCCCGGUGUACUUCCCCAUCUUUCAGUCCACCGACGGCGGCUACAACUGGAACGAGAUCGCGCGGGUCCAGGAUACCGCCAACGGAUUAGGCCUCCGCUACCAGCCGUUCCUGUACAUCCUCGAGGAGCCGUUUGCCGGCUUCCCCAAGGAGACGGUGCUGCUCGCGGGCAACUCGAUUCCCACCGACCUCUCGAGCACGCACAUCGACCUGUACGCGUCCACCGACAGGGGCAGGACGUGGCAGUUCCUGUCGCACAUCGCGGCCGGCGGCGAGGCGGUGCCGGACAAUGGCCUCACGCCCGUCUGGGAGCCCUUCCUGAUGCGGUACAAGGACACGAUCAUCUGCUACUACUCGGACCAGCGCGACAACGCGACGCACGGCCAGAAGAUGUCGCACCAGACGACCAGGGACCUGAAGAACUGGGGCCCCGUCAUCACCGACGUCGCGUACCCGACCUACACGGACCGGCCGGGCAUGCCCACGGUGGCGCGGCUGCCCAACGGCAAGUACAUCAUGACGUACGAGUACGGCGGGGGCCCCGCGAUCCCGACGUCGUACUCGUUCCCGGUCUACUACAAGGUGGUGGCGGACCCGGAGACAUUCGGCGCGGCGACGGGCACGUCGCUCCAGACGACGGACGGCUACGUGCCCACCAGCUCGCCCUACGUCGUGUGGAGUCCCGUGGGCGGCAAGAACGGCACCAUCAUCGUCAGCGCCGGCAGCUCGGGCGACGUGUACAUCAACACGGGCCUGGCCGAGCCCGGCACGCCCUGGACGCGUGUCGCGACGCCCGAGCCAAGCGCCUACACGCGCAACCUGCGCGUGCUCAACGACCCGACCAAGCUGCUGAUCAUGGGCGCCGGUCAGCUGCCGCCCAGCACCACCAACAAGGUCGAGCUCAGCGUUAUGGACAUCAGCAAACUGAAGGCGGCGUUGUGAUGUGAUGUGACGAGCGGGUGCUGUCCGUAGAUAGGCCUUAAUAUUAUAGGCGGUCGUAAAAAUGCUGGCCUCUGAAGUGAUGUUGACGAACACCAUGUGCCGUUUUCUUGAAUGCCCGGGCCCCGCCCCAUCGGAUGGCUCGCCAGCCGUGCAAUCCUUGCAGUCACAGCACGUCUUUGAGCAUGAC
Thermothielavioides terrestris NRRL 8126 is the source of this 1641-nucleotide messenger RNA. RefSeq names its product glycoside hydrolase family 93 protein. Lineage: Eukaryota; Fungi; Ascomycota; Sordariomycetes; Sordariales; Chaetomiaceae. The record is from RefSeq and is a predicted model, not a curated record. The transcript is spliced from 2 exons. Bases 312 to 1454 code for a protein of 380 amino acids.